UUUUGAUGUUCAUGAGAGGAACCUGAAAGCAUUCAGUGAACUUUGCAGAAUCAACUCAUGUUUUUAAAGUGAUCACAAUAAUUACACAACAACAACGACCGCAACAUACUCAGUAUAGUCCGAUAAAUGGAGUCAGGGGAGGGUAACGUGUAGAAAUUUAAUACUGUUAAUCUGGCUACUCUGUGUUGUUUUUAGGAAUUACAUUACAAGAGAAUCCCUUCUUUGUUGGAACAUCACUGAUUAAUUUAUUAUCUGUUAAAGAAAAUUAUGAAGUGGUUAACAUAUAUGGUGUAUGGUAAACUCUAUUGAAAGUGAAUAAACAUAAAAGAAAGUUCAUGUGUAUUAAAGCUUCCGCUAUGCACGGGGUUCGGGGAACAGUUCGGACCACAAGGUCUAUUGUACGCAACUGUACUUUGCGUUUUUGCUAGAGGCUGUUUUCACGUCUUGAACCCGUGACCUCUUGGUCAUAUGACAAAAACUUUACCAGUAACUCCAAGGCUCACCCUUCAUAAAAAAUUAAAGUAUAUAUUUAUCGAUCCAACCACUAUUAUUUUUCUUUGUUUUUGUUGGAGUGAAGGCACAAAAACUCACCUAAAGUAUCUUGAUUUUUGGAGUUUCAUACAUAAACUAUCAGGUGCAUGAGUGUUCUACCUGAACUAUCAACUGUUUAUUAUAACAAACCUCAACUAUCAAUUGCUUUUCCUACCUGAAAUAUCAUUAUUGUUGAAAUAUCACCAUUGUUCAGGUAGGAAAAGUGAACAAUUGAUAGUUAAGAUGUGUUUUGAUAAAUAGUUGGUGAGAGUUCAAGUAAGAAACCCGUACCCUUCAUAGUUCGGAUAUGAAACUCAAAAAACUGGAAUACUUAAACUGUGUUUUUUACCAUUAACUCUUUUUGUUAUCUGAGAAUUUUAAUUAUAGAUUUAUCUCACUGUGAUUACAGAAAUGUUUUAAACUUCAAGUUUUUGUUUUGGCUUAAUUAUCUGGUAUUUGAAAUUUGUUAGUCUGAUAAAUUUUGUUUUCAUGUUGCUUAAGCUAAUUAAAGGGGGUAAAAACUCUGAUAAAUUUUGUUUUCAUGUUGCUUAAGCUAAUUAAAGGGGGUAAAAACUCUUUAUUAAGAAGUUCUUCAUUCCUAGAGUUCAAACUCGAAACCUCUAGUUCUCAUUACUGGUGACAAUUGGCUCCUUCAGUACAAUACAAAUACAAAUGUGUAAUAUUCACAUUAGAAAAGGGAAUUUCAUCAUUGUAAUUGCUAACUAUGUUUUGACUCGUAUAAGUUGUUGUUCUUGUUGUUUUACUCUUUAUAGUAAACGGAAUUCAAGGGCAACAAAGACCCUUAGAUUGGACUUCAUCGAUGGCUAGAUGAGAUUUUGUUUCUAUUGUUGUUUUACUCGUUAUAGAGAACGGAAUUCAAGGGAUAAAAAGGCCCUUCGAUAGGACUUCAUCUAUGUCUAGAAGAGAUUUUGUUUCUAUUGUUGUUUUACUCGUUAUAGAGAACGGAAUUCAAGGGAUAAAAAGGCCCUUCGAUAGGACUUCAUCUAUGUCUAGAAGAGAUUUUCUUUCUUUCUAUUGUUGUUUUACUCAUUAUAGAGAACGGAGUUCAAGGGAAACAAAGACCCUUAGAUAGGAUUUUCAUCUAUAGCUAGAGGCGAUUUUCUUUCUAUAGUUGUUUUACUCGUUAUAGAGAACAGAAUUCAAGGGAAACAAAGACCCUUCUAUAGGACUUCAUCGCUAUGUUGCUCGGACUCGGCUGUUUUGCCACCGAACCCGUCUCGACACGAGACUGAGGCGGGGACGGGUGCUUCCGCCGUCUCCGAUUCAGUCAACCGAUUUCGGAGACGUUGACCGAAAUAAAGAAGAAAUUUAACUGGAAACAUUGAAUAAUUAACCGGCAACUUACCUGAAAAAGUUCGAACCAACGACCACCGGAAUAGAGACGGCGUUGUCGAUGUGCCUUCGCCGGAAAUCAUCGUCGACGUCGCUGGAAAUCAUCAUCAACGUCGCCGGCAAUCAUCGACGCAGACGUCGUACCACCUCAGGGUACCGGAAAUCAUCGUCGUACUCUAUCAUCGGUGCAGUCGUGUUUACACAGUGACGGGUUAUUUUUUUCCAAGUCAAAGUGUGUUUUGAAACUUUUGUCUUUUCUUUUUACUAUUUUCAAUUAAUAAUUAGUUCCUUUACUAUUAAUAAUUAAUUAAUAAUAAUCUGUUGCCAGCACUGUCUGUCGGUGAGUGUAUUUUACUUUGACAGUAUUAAAUUUAACUUCUUAAUUAUAUUUAUUUUUAUUUUUAGUAAAUAAACAUGAGUUAUAAUUUUGGAAAAAGUUUUUAAUACAAAUACUAUUCCUAAUUGAAAAGUAAAAUCAGAAGACAAAAAUAACUAAAAAUAGCAAAUUAACUAAAAAUAUUUAGAAUAUCUUUAUAACUCUAUAUUUAUAAUAUUUAAUAUUUUUUUAGCCGAAUCCCCGCACCCGUAUCCACACUCGGAUUCGCACUCCCGAAUCUUAAAAUUUAUAUUUUGACGAAUCCGACUCUCGGAUACGCACCCGUCUCGGAUACCCGCACCCGAGUUCGAGCAACUUAGUCUAUGGCUAGAAAAGAGAAUUUCUUUCUUUCUAUUGUUGUUUUACUCGCUAUAGCGUACGGAAGUUCUUUCUAUUGUUGUUUUACUCGUUAUAGAGAACAAAAUUUCUUUCUUUCUAUAGUUGUUUUACUCGUUAUAGAGAACGGAAUUCAAGAGAAACAAAGGCCCUUAGAUUGGACUUCAUCAAUGGCUAGAAGAGAUUUUCUUUCUAUUGUUGUUUUACUCGUUAUAGAGAACGGAAUUCAAGGGCAACAAAGGCCCUUAGGUGGGACUUCAUAGAUGGCUAGAAGAGAUUUUCUUUCUUUCUAUUGUUGUUUUACUCAUUAGAGAUAACGGAAUUCAAGGGAAAAAUGCCCUUAGAUAGGACUUCAUUUCUGACUAGAAGAGAUUUUCUUUCUGUUGUUGUUUUACUCGUUAUAGAGAACGGAAUUCAAGGGACACAAAGGCCCUUAGAUUGUACUUCAUCGAUGACUAGAAGAGAUUUUCUUUCUUUUUAUUGUUGUUUUACUCGUUAUAGAGAACGGAAUGCAAGGGCAACAAAAGCCCUUAGGUAGGACUUCAUCGAUGGCUAGAAGAGAUCUUCUUUCUAUUGUUGUUUUACUCGUUAUGGAGAACGAAAUUCAAGGGAAACAAAGGUCCUUUGAUAGGGCUUCAUCUAUGUCUAGAAGAGAUUUUCGUUCUAUCAUUUUUUUACUCAUUAUAGAGAACGGAAUUGGAGGGCAACAAAGGCCCUUCGAUAGGACUUCAUCUAUGGCUAGAAAAGAGAAUUUCUUUCUUUCUAUUGUUGUUUUACUCGUUAUAGAGUACGGAAUUUCUUUCUAUAGUUGUUUUACUCGUUAUAGAGAACGGAAUUCAAGGGAAACAAAGACCCUUAGAUAGGACCUUAUCUAUGUUAGAAGAGAUUUUCUUUCUUUCUAUUACCGUUUUGCGAUUUCAUAUCAAAAUUAUCAGGUGCUCAAAGAAUCUUGUUGAACUAUCAUGACCUCGUAUUAAAAUUUCCUCCGGGAGAAUAUGACAUGCUAUGUAAACAUCACACUGCAAAAACUCGUCCGACGUGUUUAAAGUGACGACACGCAUAGAAAAGCGCGCUUCAGUGAAUGUGUUAAAACUCUCCCUAUAUUGUCAUUAUUUCGCGAAUUUCAUAUCUAAACUAUUGGGUGUUCAUAGAAACCCCCCCUGACCCAGCAACAACAACAUAGUGUAUUCCCGCAACGUGGGGUCUGGGGAGGGUAAAGUGUACACAGUCUAUAUGAAUACCUCAGACAAAGUAGAGAAGCUAUUUUUGAUAGAUCCCCGACGCCCGACAGUCCCAUACCACUACCUCCGACGAAGUAGAAAGGUUGAUGACUCACGACAAAUAAUAAUAAUAGAAAAGAUAGAAACAACAAACAAAAUGAGAUAACACACCAAUAGUGCAUUUUUUUAUUAAGCUCGACUAAAUUAAUUCAUUCUUUUAUAAUUUGUUUAAGUAAUUAUUAAAAUUUUGUUUUGCUUUUUUUUUUUUUAUUAUUGCUAUAUAUGACAUAUCAAACAAAAAGAAUAUUUCGACUUAAUGCUGUAAGAUGGGAUAUACUUCAAGUUUGAUUCAAAUCAAAUGUGCUAAUAUUUCAAAAUCAUAAUGAUCAUCUUAAAAAGGAAAUUUAAUUAAUUAAUGUGAUAACUAUAUACAAGGCAGACCAAUAUUUCAAUAGUUUAAACUUGUAAUAAAUUUAAUAUGUAAUUAUAUACAGCUAGAAAUUACUUAAAAUGCAAGAUACAGAAUAUCAAAUCUUAAAUAAAAAAAAAAUAGUAACGCAUCAUUACAUGCAUCUAGAGAUUAUGAACUAAACUUAUUUUUGUUAAUAAAUUUAUUUAUAUUCAUAUAAAAUGAAUUAUUUUAAACGAAAAGUAGAAUAAAUGUGUGAGAAUAAGAUAUGACAUUUAAUUAAAGCAAAGAUAUGAUAGUUUGAAAUAUAUUGAUGUAAUUAGUAUUUCUUGCAAGUUGGUUGUUUUGAAUUUGUAAAUUUGUAACGCCAUGCAAUCAUUAAUUUUCUAUAUUUGGAGGAUUUUGUAAUUACUAAUUUUGUCUAUUUAAGAGAAUUAUUUUUCUUCAUUCUAAUCAUCAAGUUAAUUUUUCAAGAACAUAAAGCAUUAGUAUAGAGAGGCAAAUGGAUAUUUUCGCGAUGAAAAAACCAUGUUCUUCUGAAGCUUCUAGCAUAUCGGCAGCCUCAGAAGAAUCUCAUGAAGUCGUUACAAAUACGAAAAAGAUGAAAGAAAACGUUGUAGAAGGCCCACAGUUGAAUAAGCCAUCAUGUGUUGAUUUACUUGUUGAUCUCAAAGUCCAUAAUGGUUUCAACAACAACAACAACAAGACGAACAGUAUGAUCAGUUGUUCGAAUCUUGAACCCAAUCUUUUCAAUUCAACUUCGACUAAUACUCAUGCUAGUGAGUCUUCCAACGAAGCUACUCCCAAGCAAAAGCGUACCUCGGAUGGUAGGACUUUCUCUUGUAACUUCUGCAAGAGAGAGUUCUCCACUUCGCAAGCCCUAGGAGGACAUCAAAACGCGCAUAAACAAGAGAGGGCUUUGGCUAAAAGGCGAAAUGGACCUGUUGAUGUUGUUUCGCCUUUUGGCCCGCCCAAUUAUCAUCCCUACUAUAAUCCCUAUUCGAAUUUCAACUCACACAUUCCAUUUCAUGGUUCUUUCGCUUCGAGACCAUCACUUGGUGGUACUGUUCAAGGCGGAAAUUCUUUCUCCGCGAUUCUUAAACCUACUACUUCCUAUCAGACUUGGCCAUUUCUUUCGAGCUACAACUUUCGAUUCAACCUUGAUAAAUGGUCGAUAUCAUCAUCAAGUUCAUCACUUUUUAGGUCAGAAAAUCCACAAGAAAAUUAUAACAUAGGUAAAAUUGGCAUUGGAGGUGCUUCUUUGGCAAAUUCUGUUAGUUUUGAAAACAAAAAAAUUGGAAAUAAUUUAACUUUAAUGAACUCACCAAUCAAUGUUGAUGAUGAUAAUAAUCUUGGUGGAAAUAAUCAUAUGAAGAAGGAGGAAGAAGAAGGGCUUGAUUUAAAUUUAAAGCUUUAAUUUAAUUUAUUGCUUUGUAUUUUUUUGUUAUUUCAUGAGUUUAUAAUUUUAGUUGAGCAUUAUGUUUAUUAAAAUGUGUAGUAUUAUUAUUCUAAUUCCUACUUUCUUGUAAUUUGGUUUGAAUAUAUUGAAUCAUUCUCUUUA
Capsicum annuum is the source of this 5786-nucleotide messenger RNA. RefSeq names its product zinc finger protein 6-like. Gene Ontology annotation, biological process: negative regulation of abscisic acid-activated signaling pathway. The record is from RefSeq and is a predicted model, not a curated record. Lineage: Eukaryota; Viridiplantae; Streptophyta; Magnoliopsida; Solanales; Solanaceae. The transcript has a single exon. The coding region runs from base 4728 to 5642 and encodes 304 amino acids.